Molecule: messenger RNA, 1767 nt
Organism: Chinchilla lanigera (long-tailed chinchilla)
Lineage: Eukaryota; Metazoa; Chordata; Mammalia; Rodentia; Chinchillidae
Gene: Cenpt
Product: centromere protein T
Exons: 13
Coding region: 11-1657 (548 amino acids)
Biological process (GO): chromosome segregation; kinetochore assembly; mitotic cell cycle
Cellular component (GO): kinetochore
Molecular function (GO): DNA binding; protein heterodimerization activity
Source: RefSeq, a predicted model, not a curated record
GUUAUCUUAAAUGUGUCGGCGGGAAGGCGGAGGUCCUGCUGCCCUGGCAGUUAGGAGAAUGGGUGAGAGAAUGGCGGACAGCUACAGCCCAGACAGCGAGCCCACGACACGGACGCUAUUGCGCCGCGUGCUAGAUACAGCUGACUCUUGCACUCCGCAGCGACGCCGGAGUGCUCGGAUUAGUGCCCAGAGAGCCCCGAUUGAAACAUCUUCCUCCAGGAGGCGGAGUACCCAAAUAAAGGCAACUGCCAGGCGGCGUUCUCAUGGAGCCAGAUCUACUGGCAGAUUGGCUCAUGGCCAAGCCGGUGGGAAACUGGAGGAACAGACACCUCGCACUCUGCUGAAGAACAUCCUACUAACUGCCCCAGAAUCUUCUACUGUGAUGCCAGGGUCAGUGGUGAAGCCAGCACCAGCACAAGUGGUCCAGCCCUCCAGACGGGAAAGCAGUCAGGGCAGCCUAGAACUACGACUUCCUGAACUUGAGCCCCCUCCAACCCUAGCUCCAGUUCUUCUGGGCUCUGGCAGGAGGAAACAGAGGCUGAGAUUGUCAGUGUUUCAGCAAGAAGUGGACCGGGGGCCCCAGGGGCUGCCUGUCUCCCAAGAGCCUCCUGGGAAUCCUGAUGCCUCAUCCCUUACCAGCUCCCUCAACCUGACCUUUGCCACACCUCUUCAGCCACAGUCAGUGAGGAGACCUGGCUUGGCCCGCAGACCUCCCACCCGCCGCGCUAUAGAUGUGGGUGCCCUUUUGCAGGAUCUGCAAGACAAUUCCUCAGCCUCAGCUCCUCUAGAUGCUGUGUUAGAGGAUACCCAGCCUUUCUCGCAGCCCUUGGCUGGCCUCUCCCCCAGUGUGCAUCACUCCCUGCCACAUCCUCACCGUGGGUCUGAAGGUGCUGAGAGGGCUGUGCAUCACAGGACACGGAGCAGCAUGCCUGAGCUGCAGAACCACAAGCUGCAGCUUGGGCCUCCUGAUCCUCCAGUGGUAACAGAAGCAGAAGGAUCCCAGAGGGCUGUGGAGCUUAAGGAGGCAGAAGGAUCUCCAGGGGAUGAGGACAUCUCUGAUAGGCCAGGUAAAAGGCCAAGUGUGGAGAGAACCCAGAGGGCUGUGGAGCCUGAGGAGCCAGAAGGAUCUUCAGAGGAUGAGGACAUCUCUGACAGGCCAGCAAGCCCAGAGUUGGCCUCCAACGUCCCUGAGUUUCUUCAGGACAAACAACUGGAUCGGUUUCUUGAGCCAGCCCUACCGCCUGGUGUUGCAGUCUUGUCUUCAGAGCCUCCAGAGCCUGUGUUGGCCAGACUUCCCUCCAGGCCCCGAACUGGUCCCAGACCCCGUCAAGAUCCCCAUAAGGCUGGACUGAGCCACUAUACAAAACUCUUCAGCUUCUUUGCUAAGAUGCCUAUGGAGAGGAAGGCUCUUGAGAUGGUGGAGAAGUGCCUGGAUAAGUAUUUGCAGCACCUUUGCAAUGACCUGGAAGUAUUUGCUGCUCAUGCUGGCCGCAAGACUGUGAAGCCAGAGGACCUAGAGCUGCUGAUGCGACGGCAGGGCCUGGUCACUGACCAAGUCUCACUGCACGUGCUUGUGGAGCGGCACCUGCCCCUGGAGUACCGGCAGCUGCUCAUCCCCUGUGCAUUCAGUGGCAAUUCUGUCUUCCCUGCCCAGUAGUGGCCAGGCCUUGAUGCCUGCCUUUCCCCCACGUGGGACUUCUGAGCCCCACCUAAUCCUUUCAGUUCUCCACCUCAUCUCCUCCCACCAAUAAAGUGUCACAAACAGAA